UGCAGUUGAGUUACGACCGACUGUCGAAGAACCCCGGCACGCUGCGGCGUCGCUGGGGUCCCAUGAUCGGCCGGCUCACCAAGAUCACGCACUUCGACUGGGAGGAGCUCGAGUCGCUGUGCUUCGUGUUCCACGCGCUCACCCGAACAGUCCCGAAGGGAAAGAUGCUCCGGAAAGACUUCAUCGAGAUAAUGCACAGCGCUCUCGACAUGACCAACACGGGCAACGUCGACUACUCGUACAAGAUGUACGACCUCAACAACACGUCGUACAUCAGCAUGGAGGACUGGUGCCGCGGACUGUCCGUGGCGCUGCGGGGGACCCUGGACGAGAAGAUCAAGUACUGCUUCCAGACAUACGACAGAUACGGUGAAACUUGCCUCAAACGCAAGUCCCUAAUAUGGAUGGUGACUGAGAACUGGAAGGUCACGCCCGAAUCGGAUACGCAGGUGCAGGUCGAAGAGCUGCUGGAAAUGGUUUCGACCGGCAUAGCAGCAGACUCUGAGAAGGGUAUUACGGAACGGGACUUCAGCAAGGCUGUCACGAAGUACCCAAUGCUGCUGCAGUUCCUCGGCGAGGUGCUGCCUCCCAGACCCGCCGUCCACACCUUCCUGUCCACCAUGCUACCUCGUGCUCGGCCGUACGAGUACUGCCCGGACUACCGCACCGAGCGCGAGCCUGACCCUAAGCCCUUCCGGGCUUUCGGAUCCAGCGGGUCCCAGGAGGUUGUGCACCGGCUCGGCGGCCGAAAUCAGGUCGCCCGGACGCCCAGCGUCGCGGUGCCCCAGGCGGGGGCUGACUUUUGAGGGACUCGCUCUUUAUGCACUUGGCUUUGGGACUUGGGUACUUUUACCCCCCCAUUGCAAUUGCACAUUUACGAGCACGUUUGUAGUAGCAGCGCACGUAAUUGACUUAUUGUGUGAAGACCUGCUUAUUCUGUUUUACUGCGGUUGACUGGAGUGAAAGCAAAAUCGUGGAAAACAAGUGGAAAGGGAAUGGUAAUGGUGACAACUGCCAGGUGUGGUAAGGUUAGU
This is a messenger RNA of Frankliniella occidentalis (western flower thrips), 1034 nucleotides long. Its product is annotated as calaxin-like. Lineage: Eukaryota; Metazoa; Arthropoda; Insecta; Thysanoptera; Thripidae. The coding region runs from base 63 to 806 and encodes 247 amino acids. Gene Ontology annotation, molecular function: calcium ion binding. The record is from RefSeq and is a predicted model, not a curated record. The transcript has 4 exons.